This is a messenger RNA of Prionailurus viverrinus (fishing cat), 3877 nucleotides long. RefSeq names its product solute carrier family 4 member 10 (gene SLC4A10). The transcript has 26 exons. The record is from RefSeq and is a predicted model, not a curated record. Gene Ontology annotation, cellular component: basolateral plasma membrane; plasma membrane. Gene Ontology annotation, molecular function: sodium:bicarbonate symporter activity; solute:inorganic anion antiporter activity; monoatomic anion transmembrane transporter activity. The coding region runs from base 1 to 3444 and encodes 1147 amino acids. Lineage: Eukaryota; Metazoa; Chordata; Mammalia; Carnivora; Felidae. Gene Ontology annotation, biological process: transmembrane transport; monoatomic anion transport; regulation of intracellular pH.
AUGCAAUCUUUAGGGGUUUCUGGAAAUAGAAAGGUCAUGCAGUCUGGAACCUGUGAGCCUUUUCAAUCUCUAAGUCAUCAGAGAAAUGAUGAAGAGGCAGUUGUGGAUAGAGGUGGAACUCGUUCUAUUCUCAAAACACACUUUGAGAAAGAAGAUUUAGAAGGUCAUCGGACACUAUUUAUUGGAGUUCAUGUGCCCCUGGGAGGAAGAAAAAGCCAUCGACGUCACAGGCAUCGUGGCCAUAAACACAGAAAGAGAGACAGAGAGAGAGAUUCGGGAUUAGAGGAUGGAAGGGAGUCACCUUCCUUUGACACGCCAUCACAACGAGUGCAGUUUAUUCUUGGAACUGAGGAUGAUGAUGAGGAACACAUUCCUCAUGACCUUUUCACAGAACUGGAUGAGAUUUGCUGGCGUGAAGGUGAGGAUGCUGAAUGGCGAGAAACAGCCAGGUGGCUGAAGUUUGAAGAAGAUGUGGAAGACGGAGGAGAAAGAUGGAGCAAGCCUUAUGUGGCCACUCUGUCGUUGCACAGCUUGUUUGAGCUGAGAAGUUGUAUUCUGAAUGGAACUGUGUUACUGGACAUGCAUGCCAACACUUUAGAAGAAAUUGCAGACAUGGUCCUUGACCAACAAGUAAGCUCAGGUCAGCUCAAUGAAGACAUACGUCACAGGGUCCAUGAGGCACUGAUGAAACAGCAUCACCACCAGAAUCAGAAAAAACUCACCAACAGAAUUCCCAUUGUUCGUUCCUUUGCUGAUAUUGGCAAGAAACAAUCAGAACCCAAUUCCAUGGAUAAAAAUGCAGGUCAGGUUGUUUCUCCUCAGUCUGCUCCAGCCUGUGUUGAAAAUAAAAAUGAUGUGAGCAGAGAAAACAGCACUGUUGACUUUAGCAAGGGACUGGGAGGCCAACAAAAGGGGCAUACUAGUCCCUGUGGGAUGAAACAAAGGCAUGAAAAAGGACCUCCACACCAGCAAGAGAGAGAGGUUGAUCUGCAUUUUAUGAAAAAGAUUCCUCCAGGUGCUGAAGCUUCAAACAUCUUAGUUGGGGAAUUGGAAUUCUUGGAUCGAACUGUGGUUGCGUUUGUGAGGUUGUCUCCUGCUGUAUUGCUUCAAGGCCUGGCUGAAGUCCCAAUUCCAACCAGAUUUUUGUUCAUUCUUCUGGGACCCCUGGGAAAGGGUCAACAGUACCAUGAGAUUGGCAGAUCAAUUGCAACCCUAAUGACAGAUGAGGUAUUUCAUGAUGUUGCUUACAAAGCUAAAGAUCGCAAUGACUUGGUAUCAGGAAUCGAUGAAUUUCUAGAUCAGGUUACUGUUCUUCCUCCUGGCGAAUGGGAUCCAAGCAUUCGUAUAGAGCCUCCCAAAAAUGUUCCUUCCCAGGAGAAGAGGAAGAUUCCUGCUGUACCAAAUGGAACAGCCGCUCAUGGGGAAGCAGAGCCCCACGGAGGACACAGUGGACCUGAACUCCAGCGAACUGGAAGGAUUUUUGGGGGACUUAUUUUAGAUAUCAAAAGAAAAGCUCCAUACUUCUGGAGUGACUUCAGAGAUGCUUUCAGCCUGCAGUGCUUAGCAUCUUUUCUAUUUCUCUACUGCGCGUGUAUGUCUCCAGUCAUCACAUUUGGAGGACUGCUGGGAGAAGCAACGGAAGGUCGUAUAAGUGCAAUAGAAUCUCUCUUUGGAGCAUCUAUGACUGGGAUAGCCUAUUCCCUCUUUGGUGGACAGCCUCUUACCAUAUUGGGCAGUACAGGACCAGUUUUGGUGUUUGAAAAGAUUUUGUUUAAAUUUUGCAAAGAAUAUGGGCUGUCGUACCUGUCUUUAAGAGCUAGUAUUGGACUUUGGACGGCAACCCUUUGUAUCAUACUUGUGGCGACCGAUGCAAGCUCCCUCGUCUGCUACAUCACCCGGUUCACCGAAGAAGCUUUCGCUUCUCUUAUUUGCAUCAUCUUCAUCUAUGAGGCCCUAGAGAAGUUGUUUGAACUCAGUGAAGCAUAUCCAAUCAACAUGCAUAAUGAUUUGGAACUGCUGACCCAAUACUCGUGUAACUGUGUAGAACCGCAUAAUCCUAGCAAUGAUACAUUGAAGGAAUGGAGGGAGUCCAAUAUUUCUGCUUCUGACAUAAUUUGGGAGAACCUAACUGUGUCGGAAUGCAAAUCGUUGCAUGGAGAAUAUGUUGGACGAGCCUGUGGCCAUGAUCACCCAUAUGUCCCAGAUGUUCUGUUUUGGUCAGUGAUCCUGUUCUUUUCCACAGUUACUCUGUCAGCCACCCUGAAGCAGUUCAAGACCAGCCGCUAUUUUCCAACCAAGGUUCGAUCCAUAGUGAGUGACUUUGCUGUCUUUCUUACAAUUCUGUGUAUGGUUUUAAUUGACUAUGCCAUUGGGAUUCCAUCUCCAAAACUACAAGUACCAAGUGUUUUCAAGCCUACCAGAGAUGAUCGUGGCUGGUUUGUUACACCUUUAGGUCCAAAUCCAUGGUGGACAGUAAUAGCUGCCAUCAUUCCAGCUUUGCUCUGCACUAUUCUAAUUUUUAUGGACCAACAGAUUACAGCUGUCAUCAUCAACAGAAAAGAGCAUAAGCUAAAGAAAGGUUGCGGGUACCAUCUGGAUCUAUUGAUGGUGGCUGUCAUGCUAGGGGUGUGCUCCAUCAUGGGCUUGCCGUGGUUUGUGGCUGCCACUGUCCUGUCCAUCACUCAUGUCAACAGCUUAAAACUGGAAUCAGAAUGUUCAGCUCCAGGAGAACAGCCCAAGUUUCUUGGCAUUCGGGAGCAAAGGGUUACUGGGCUUAUGAUUUUUAUUCUUAUGGGUUCAUCAGUCUUCAUGACCAGUAUUCUGAAGUUUAUUCCCAUGCCCGUGCUAUAUGGGGUGUUUCUUUAUAUGGGUGCUUCAUCUCUAAAGGGAAUUCAGUUCUUUGAUAGAAUAAAGCUCUUCUGGAUGCCUGCAAAACAUCAGCCAGAUUUUAUAUACCUAAGGCAUGUACCACUUCGAAAAGUCCAUCUCUUCACAGUUAUUCAGAUGAGUUGCCUUGGCCUUUUGUGGAUAAUAAAAGUUUCAAGAGCUGCUAUUGUCUUUCCCAUGAUGGUGUUAGCUCUGGUAUUUGUGAGAAAAUUGAUGGACUUUCUGUUUACAAAACGGGAACUCAGCUGGUUGGAUGAUUUAAUGCCCGAGAGUAAGAAAAAGAAACUAGAAGAUGCUGAAAAAGAAGAAGAACAAAGUAUGCUAGCUAUGGAAGAUGAGGGCACAGUACAGCUCCCAUUGGAAGGGCACUAUAGAGAUGAUCCAUCUGUGAUCAAUAUCUCCGAUGAAAUGUCAAAGACUGCCUUGUGGAGGAACCUUCUGAUGACUGCCGAUAACUCAAAAGAUAAGGAGUCAAGCUUUCCUUCUAAAAGCACUGAAAGCCGAAAAGAGAAGAAAGCGGACUCAGGGAAAGGUGUUGACAGGGAGACUUGUCUAUGACUUGAUCUUCAAUUUAUUUUUUACAUAUAUAUGAGAAGAGCACCACAAUUAUUAAUAAAACUGCUUUGAUCAUGUAUUGUAAAUUCUGUCUCUCAUCCCAAAUCCACCUUCACACUGUAAGUAGUGCAAUAAUUUGUUUCAUUUCUGUGUUUAAACUUCUGAACAGUGAGAUACCCUUGUGAGCAUAUACAAUAGCUAAUGCAAGAAUCUGUGUGCUCCUUGCUAUAUGUUAGACAUUUGUAAACACUGGAUUCUCAUCGUUGGUUUUAUGAGAGCAAUAGCUUUCUUAAAGAGAUGUCAUAUUUACCUAGUUUGUAUUUUCCUACUUUAGUGACCUGAAGCUAGCUGGUCAUUUCAUUCAGAAGAAUUUUGAAAGGUAGUCUUACUUCUUUUUAUUUUUUUAUAGCUUAGCAUUAGUGACUUCUUUCAGAAG